UCUUGCUAGGAGUAGCCAGCUGACUAGAGGGACUGCGGGCUGGAGUCGUGUCGUUCAUACCAGUCAUCCCUUUAUUUUUUUCGCUAUUAGGUUAACGUCCCGCUAAUUAACAAAGUAAUGUUGGGGAAAAUUAAAACGAAGCAGGAGAAGAGCGGCGAGAUCAUUGCGUAUAGCGAGACGGCAGUUGCGAACAAUGCUGCAGUUGUAGACUAUUGUAAGAUCUCGAUGGCAGCUUUGUCGGGCGGCACAGCUGGACUGCUAGGCUUGACCGGGCUGUACGGAUUCGGAUUUUACGUCUUUGCGGUUUUCGGGCUGUGGGCGAUGCUGCUGAUGAAGGCCGGCGGCCAGUGGAGGAAAUAUUUCAUUAGCAGGCGGCAUCUCUUGACCAGCGGAUUCUUUGGCGGGCUUUGCACGUACGUGUUAUUCUGGACAUUUUUAUAUGGAAUGGUCCACGUCUAUUGAGCGGGGGAAGAACGAACGGCUCGCAGCGAUUGUGACAUCACGCAAUUAUUUAAAGCUACGUAAUUAAUAUAAGCCAGUCAUUGUAUUUAUAUUAUUUAAGGAUACUGACCAAAUAAACGAUGAAGCGUUCACGUGA
This is a messenger RNA of Vollenhovia emeryi, 598 nucleotides long. RefSeq names its product ER membrane protein complex subunit 6 (gene EMC6). The coding region runs from base 118 to 462 and encodes 114 amino acids. Gene Ontology annotation, biological process: protein folding in endoplasmic reticulum; autophagosome assembly. Gene Ontology annotation, cellular component: membrane; endoplasmic reticulum; EMC complex. Lineage: Eukaryota; Metazoa; Arthropoda; Insecta; Hymenoptera; Formicidae. The record is from RefSeq and is a predicted model, not a curated record. The transcript is spliced from 5 exons.